AGUUGACUGACCGCGAGUAAGAUUUCGUCGGGGUGGGAGGAGGCAAAGAAGGUUCGCGCCCCGCCCUGCCGCACACGCCACAAUAUGCAGACCGUGGGAACUUACCUCGCUCUCUGUCCGCGACGUCGUUUGCUGCACUGGCAGGGCCAAAUUGCUGCUCGUCGUCGGCGGGGAUGCUGGCCGCUGUGUCUACCGUUGCGGCGUGUGGUCGCAGCCAGUCCUAUCGUACAGCUGCGUGCAGCUAUCUGCACUCUUCGGCUUCCAAGUUUGUCCUGGUGUGGAGCUGAUAUCACAUUCUCGCCGACAUUGCAGCCGUUCAAAUGGCAUCAAUAUACUGCUCUAACCGCGAGCGGCCCCUGCAGUCAAUUGCCAGCGCGCUCUGAUGUCCAGGUCCUCGCAUUGCGCCGGAACCCGUCUCGUUGGCUCAGACUUGAGCGGAGCAACAUCACCGCGCUCGAUGAAGUCCGACCCAUGAAACUCCGUCUCGAUACGAUUCAAUGGUGCGCGAUCCCCGGUUCGACGGUCGUGGGAUCCUGGGCGUCCAUUCUUCGGCGAUUCUUUGCCCUAGGCCCCACGUUCCCAGCAUCUGUCAUUCUCCUUCCAGCAGGCGAGUCUCGUGUACAGUCAAGUCGUCGAGGCCACCGCUACGGGGCGUUGUGGUUUACUUCGCCUGGACUGUUUAAGAACUCGUUGACUCUGUACAAUUUUCGGGAUUGGAGCGGCCUUAGUAAAACUCGGCUAGAACGGGACGACUAUCAUUCAGGACCGUGCAGUCGUGCAGGUAAGGGUCCACCUUCAAUCCUAUCGUUCUCUGGACCUCAAAUACACGCAUCGACUACAUCGCGGAGAUUAAUUUGGCACCCGAUGCGCUGGGUACCAUGCGCUAUGAUUUCGGGCAUCGGUGGACAAGUCAGGGAAGGAAUGACUGAACGGGCGGCUGGGAAGCGGUGCGUCUAUGAUGACAAAUCGAUUCCUUGGUGCCUGGCUGUUCUGCGGUACUGAAAGCAGCACGAAUGAAUCUACGAGUGAUGCAGCUUAACGGAGUCACUCGCUCGUGUCAAGCUUGAUGGAUUUGAACUGACGGACCAGGGGUCAUCGCAGGGCCAAGAGAGUGUGGAGACUAGUCUAUAUCACCCGUACAAACAAGGUUUUUUUCCGCGCUGUUUCACGCAAUUAUGCAAGGCGCUCCGAAGGGCUCAGUGUAUGCGCUUUGAUCUUGAGACGUUCUCACAGUUCGGGAGGGAGUCGAUAAAAUGGCACGAUUCAUGCUAUAAGUGCGUGCUCCUUCUUAGG
Messenger RNA from Laetiporus sulphureus 93-53, 1293 nucleotides. RefSeq lists its product as uncharacterized. Bases 85 to 1002 code for a protein of 305 amino acids. The record is from RefSeq and is a predicted model, not a curated record. NCBI's taxonomy places the organism in Eukaryota, Fungi, Basidiomycota, Agaricomycetes, Polyporales, Laetiporaceae. The transcript has 4 exons.